Medioppia subpectinata is the source of this 1107-nucleotide messenger RNA. NCBI's taxonomy places the organism in Eukaryota, Metazoa, Arthropoda, Arachnida, Sarcoptiformes, Oppiidae. The record is from the annotation of a GenBank genome assembly.
GAAAUAUUUGCCAGAAAUGCCACAUAUAUAAGGAGCGCAUCGCAACUGAUAGUAUAGUAUUAGGAGUUUAGUCUUAAUAGCAAUUACAUUAUGCUUCGUGUAUUAAUAAUAGCGCUAUGCAUUUGUUUCGGCUAUUCAUACGCCAAUUACCAAAAUGGUCGCCGAUCCGACCCCUAUAAUUACCAAAAUGAUGGCCCGAGAGUAUCCGACAACUAUAUUGAUGUAGGUCAACACCAGAGACCAGAAGUGGUGGUAUUUGCCGGUUUUGGCGACCAUUAUCUGAACGACUCGUACAGCGACGUCAAACUAGGACUCAACGGCACUAAACUUCCGGCACAUAAACUGGUUUUGUUGACCGAAAGCCAAUACUUCGCCAAACUCUUUGGUGAAGACCCGACAAAACAAGAGUUUGAUUUGCAAGACAUGGUCUCGUCUGUGGACACGUUUAAAGUUAUGCUCAAAUAUCUGUACACAAAGCGCACGGAAUUCAACGCCGAAACGCCGCUCCAAACGGUGUUUGACGUCUAUCUGAUGGCCAAAAAGUUUGGUGUCGAGCGCCUGAUGCGGGACUCGGAGGUGGAGAUCACAAAAAUGAUAACAAUUGGCAACUAUUUGGCGAUCUAUAAGUUCGCAGAUGAGCACCAACUGCACGAUCUGAAGAGGUAUUGGAUGAGCUUUGUGUUUGAAAAGUCGCAGCAAAUCAUUGAACAAACCAACAGUACGUAUAUGAAUGAGAGUCUGGAUGUGUCCAAACACGUGUUGAUGGCAAUCAAAGUGAUGCCAAGUUUUGUGAUCGCGAAGAUCAAACAGCUCCGGGAGACGCAUCCAAACGUAUCGUUUGAUGAUUUCAAAAACGUAAUGUUUAUCCAGAGGUGUACUGUCGAUGAUAUCAAUACACUCUUUGAGAUGAAUUUGUUUGACAAUAAAUAUCUGUUUGAUAUCCUCUAUAAGCGGUACAAACACCUUGAGAGUAACCCUCUGUGCCCGCCCUGUAUCCGAGCCCCCCAUUAUCUACCCCAAACCCCUCUCCGUCUAAAUCAGGGCAAUUCCUAUAUGAUAUCCAAUGGUAAAGUUAAUGCACCCAUCAAUGCCAAUAACUCUAAUUAA